Molecule: messenger RNA, 7186 nt
Organism: Cyprinodon variegatus (sheepshead minnow)
Lineage: Eukaryota; Metazoa; Chordata; Actinopteri; Cyprinodontiformes; Cyprinodontidae
Gene: ephb2b
Product: EPH receptor B2
Exons: 16
Coding region: 122-3091 (989 amino acids)
Biological process (GO): central nervous system projection neuron axonogenesis; axon guidance; protein phosphorylation
Cellular component (GO): plasma membrane; neuron projection
Molecular function (GO): protein binding; ATP binding; transmembrane-ephrin receptor activity
Source: RefSeq, a predicted model, not a curated record
GCUCUGCUAUCUGAGAUCGCUCAACUGGAGGAGAAGGACCGCCAGUCCCAUCUCUGUGUUUGCCUUCAAUGGCUUUCUGGACUUAUUUUAUUUGAAUGUCUGGGCAUUUGCAUCACCAAUAAUGGAUAUUUUAUGGAUAUUAUGGAGCAUACCGACCGUAAUAGCUGUUGAAGAGACACUCAUGGACUCCACCACAGCCACGGCGGAGCUCGGCUGGACAGUUUAUCCUGUGUCGGGGUCAAGUGAUAAUAGCUGGGAGGAGGUGAGCGGUUACGACGAACAUAUGAACACCAUCAGGACGUACCAGGUCUGUAAUGUUUUUGACAGCAAUCAGAACAACUGGGUACGGACAAAAUACAUCAGGCGUCGUGGUGCUCAGCGGAUCCACGUGGAAAUGAAAUUCUCUGUUAGAGACUGCAGUAGCAUCCCUAAUGUCCCGGGCUCCUGUAAAGAAACUUUUAACCUUUAUUACUAUGAAUCAGAUUCAGACACAGCCACCAGAACAUCUCCAGCAUGGAUGGAGAAUCCCUGGAUCAAAGUUGACACCAUUGCAGCAGAUGAGAGUUUCUCCCAGGUUGACCUUGGAGGCAGAGUGAUGAAGAUCAACACUGAAGUGAGAAGUUUUGGCCCUGUGUCAAGAAAUGGUUUUUACUUAGCCUUUCAGGACUACGGAGGCUGCAUGUCGCUCAUUGCAGUCCGGGUCUUCUACAGAAAGUGUCCUCGGAUUAUCACUAACGGGGCACUGUUUCAGGAGACUCUAUCAGGAGCAGAGAGCACCUCGCUGGUGGCAGCAAGGGGUGUUUGCAUCCCGAACGCAGAGGAGGUGGAUGUUCCCAUAAAGCUUUACUGCAACGGAGAUGGAGAGUGGAUGGUACCCAUUGGGCGCUGUAUGUGCAAAGCCGGGAAUGAGGCUGUGGAAAACGGAACUGUUUGUAGAGCCUGUCCAUCAGGUUUUUUCAAGCCUACUCAAGGAGAUGAGUCCUGUAUGCAGUGUCCAAUCAACAGCCGUACCACGAGUGAGGGUGCCAUCAACUGCAUUUGCCGUAAUGGAUACUAUCGUACUGACUCCGAUCCACUCCAGAUGCCAUGCACAACUGUUCCCUCAGCUCCACAGGCUGUGAUCUCAAGUGUGAAUGAAACCUCUGUGAUGCUGGAGUGGAUGCCACCCCGAGAUUCUGGAGGCCGUGAGGACGUAGUCUUCAACAUCAUCUGCAAGAGCUGUGGCGGAGGUCGUGGAGGGUGCACCCGCUGCGGGGACAAUGUUCAAUUUUUACCUCGUCAGCUCGGCCUGACAGAAACCCGGGUGUACAUUAGUGACCUGUUGGCCCACACGCAGUACACGUUUGAGGUGCAAGCUGUCAACGGGGUGUCAGAUCAGAGCCCCUACUCUCCUCAGUAUGCCUCAGUAAACAUUACCACUAACCAGGCUGCUCCAUCUACGGUAUCAAUAAUGCACCAGGUCAGCCGUACCAUGGACAGCAUCACCCUCUCCUGGUCUCAGCCAGAUCAGCCAAACGGAGUCAUCUUGGACUAUGAACUCCAGUAUUACGAAAAGGAUCAAUCCGAAUACAACUCUACCACCAUCAGAAGCCGGACCAACACAGCAGUGAUCCGUGGCCUCAAGUCAGGGAGCAUCUAUGUUUUCCAGGUCCGGGCUCGCACUGUUGCUGGCUUCGGACGCUACAGUGGCAAGCUGUACUUCCAGACCCUGACGGAGGAGGAGUACAGCACAAACAUGCAAGAGAAGCUUCCACUCAUCAUUGGUUCAGCAGCUGCAGGAAUGGUUUUCCUCAUUGCUUUGGUUGUCAUCAUCAUCGUUUGUAACCGGAGGCGUGGCUUUGACAGGGGUGAUUCAGAAUACACAGACAAACUACAGCACUACACCAGCGGCCACAUGUCUCCAGGAAUGAAGAUUUACAUUGAUCCAUUCACAUAUGAAGACCCGAACGAGGCAGUGAGGGAGUUUGCCAAGGAGAUUGAUAUUUCCUGUGUGAAGAUUGAACAGGUCAUUGGUGCAGGAGAGUUUGGGGAAGUGUGCAGUGGCAACCUGAAGCUCCCGGGGAAAAGGGAGAUGUUUGUGGCCAUAAAGACCCUGAAGUCUGGCUACACCGAAAAGCAAAGACGAGACUUUCUGAGCGAGGCCAGCAUUAUGGGUCAGUUUGACCAUCCUAACGUCAUUCAUCUGGAAGGAGUGGUUACCAAGAGCAGUCCUGUAAUGAUCAUCACUGAAUUCAUGGAGAAUGGAUCCCUUGAUACCUUCCUAAGACAAAAUGAUGGACAGUUCACUGUGAUCCAGCUUGUUGGUAUGCUACGUGGCAUUGCUUCAGGCAUGAAGUACCUUGCAGACAUGAAUUACGUGCACCGUGACCUGGCUGCCCGAAACAUCCUGGUCAACAGCAACCUUGUAUGCAAAGUGUCAGACUUUGGCCUCUCACGCUUCUUAGAGGACGAUACAUCGGAUCCUACGUACACUAGUGCUCUGGGAGGGAAGAUCCCCAUCCGUUGGACUGCUCCUGAAGCAAUCCAGUACAGAAAGUUCACCUCUGCUAGUGAUGUGUGGAGCUAUGGGAUUGUCAUGUGGGAAGUCAUGUCCUACGGAGAGAGACCUUACUGGGACAUGACCAAUCAAGAUGUCAUCAAUGCUAUAGAGCAGGACUAUCGGCUUCCCCCUCCAAUGGACUGUCCCAGCGCGCUUCACCAGCUCAUGCUGGACUGCUGGCAGAAGGACCGUAAUAACCGUCCCAAGUUUAGCCAAAUUGUUAACAACCUCGACAAGAUGAUCCGCAAUCCCAACACACUGAAGGCUAUGACUCCUUUAUCUUCAGGGGUUCAUCUCCCACUCCUGGACCGCAGCAUCCCAGACUUCUCCACCUUCAGCACUGUAGAUGAGUGGCUGGAUGCCAUCAAAAUGGGCCAGUACAAAGAAAACUUUGCCAAUUCUGACUUUUCGACAUUUGAUGUGGUGUCUCAGAUGACCAUGGAUGACAUCCUGAGGGUUGGUGUGACUCUAGCCGGUCAUCAGAAGAAGAUCCUGAACAGUGUCCAGAUGAUGCGUGCACAGAUGAACCAGAUUCAGUCAGUGGAGGUUUGACCCUCUACAGAGGAGCAGAAGGUGUCGGGAGACAGGGCUCUGGAUGUCAAGAAUGGAGUGGAUUUUCUUUUUUCAUGUGUGGUAUUAAGUCUGGUCUUUCCACCAGACUGCCAUCAAGCCCAACGUUCAUCUCUCCUAUUCCCUCUCUCCUCUCCCUUCUCCCUGACUCUUCCUCCAUGCUUGGAAUAAAUUGCGAAGAGCUGUGAUGAUGGAAAUCAAAGUGAUGAAGAAUCCAGGCACCCCCACAGCAAAACCCACCAUUAAAACCACAAACAUGGGAGGUUAGAAUAGACCAGCAAAUUCAUUUUUUAAUCUUCCACCAGUUUAAUUUGUUUCAGCAUUUACUAUCCCCCCUUUUUUUUGGUUUAUUCUGGUAAUUUUGUAAAGAUUUUUUAAAGAAAAGAGAAAAUCUGAUAAGGAAAGGAGUUUAUCUAAAUUUAUAGAUGAUAUAAGGCCGUACACUAGAUGAACUCAGUAGGAGAGCUACCCUUUAAAAGGGCAAAAAAAGAAGCAAAGUAAGAGUUGGGGAGAACAUCCUCAAUAUGGUAUGGAAGUUUUGUCUUGUUUUUAAUUUUGGACAGUAUGUGGAUACACAGAGUUCUCUGUGGCCACCUGCAAGACAAAGGGGAGCUACGCACGCAACGCAACUGGUGCCACAGGUAAAAAAAGAUGAAAUACAAACCAUGAAAUGGACAACAUGUGGCCUUGACUGAUGUUGAAACCACAUUUAAUCAGACGGACAAAUCAUGCAGUGAAAUCAGCUUGAAAGAAAAAGGAAAAAAAGAACUUUUCUCACUGCGAGAAACUUUUAAUGUUGUCAACAUUUUGUAUUGAAGAAUCCCUCUGACCAUGCUUCCUCUAACUAAAGACUAGUUUAUUUUUUUCACAGUGAAAUAUUCACAGUCUGCCAAAUAGAACUCUUCCCUUCGCACUAGAGUCAUGAUCCUGUACUGUACAUAUCAGAUGCACUUGACCUGCCAUAACAUGACGACUCAGAGAUAGUUAUUGUAGGCGAUUAGUUCAAGAGCUGAAGACGUGUCUACAGGGACUACAGGGAGCAUUUUAGUAGUUGUUGCCUUUAGCUGCAUCUUUUUAGCUUGUGAAGAAAACAGCAAAAUGACUUCCACAGAGAUUCUUAGAAAAACAUAAAAAAAAAAAAACAGGUUCUACUGUUUAUGUCAGACUCAACAUUCAGACAAAGGAAUCCAGUUACAGCAUCCUUCUUUAUGGUGUUUAUCUCAAGUGCCGUCUGUACGUAUGUGAACACUCAUGUGCCGCAUGCACAAGGAAAAAGGUCGCUUCUGACAGUGUGGGAUCUUGUAUUUGAUAGCAUGCUGACCGAGUGGUUUAUUUCACCGAGCUUUGAUUUGGAGCAAUUAGUCUAGCAUUAUAUUCAGUAUUCUUCCAGUUUUCCUUUUAAAAAAAAAGGAUGUUUAUGCUUAAAAGAUUAAAAUGUUGAUACUUCACAGUUGUUUUACAUUCACACAGUUAAGUCACAAUCAUACAUUUGUUGAAUAAAAAACUAAUGUGUCUCAUAUUGUUGCAAUUCUACUAUACGCGUUUUUUGAAUUUCUAUAGUUCCCUUUUUGCACUGAGUUUAUUUUUGCUGCCAACCCUCUGGAUGUUUUGCUUUCCUUUUGGUUUUGCUUUUUUUGGUUUUUAGAAGGAUAAAUCAUAAACACAAAACCAUGUAGAUAAACAGCUUUACCUUGUAAAAGCUUUUUUUUUUCUUCUUCACAUUAAUGCAUUUGUUGUAUUAUUUUAUGAGGACUAAUUGUCACACAAGUACAGAAUUGUCAGCCUUGGUUUGUGUUGUCGAUGUUAACCUGUUGUAAGUUUUCUUAGUAUUGGGGGACAAAGUUCAGAGAAAUCCUGUGAAUCUUCAGAGAUGGUGAAUCAGACAAGAGUUUAUGCGCACAGCAAAUAAAUGAUAAGCAGUAAUGCCGAGCUCCUGCCAGGCUCUGCCCAGAGAGCUGACAGACAGACAUGGACCUCCAGCUGUGAACCAUCGGUCAGAUGUGUCUGGUCACAGUGGGGUGGCUGCACCCUGAUCAUAGCUUCACUGCCCCAACACCGAUUUUGUCUCUCUGUCCUUCUGAUAACACACAUGCCUGUCGACCACCUGUCAAACGGCUUCCUCUGAUCUACUCUUAGUCGGCUUUUGCCAGUUGUCCGGUUCGUCUCGGCAGGUUUAAAACGCAUCAGCAGCAGGCACAUUAACAUUCGACUGCGUGGCAGUUGUGUCUUGUCUUGUCCUAAUGGUAUGUGCCAGUGAGAUUCCUCCACGCUGGACAAUGCUUCUCAUGUUUGCUUGUACCAAACCCUCAGACGAUGACCUGAGUUUACAUGUUCUCACUACAGCAGCUUUGGCACCAAGCCGGAGUUACUGCACCGCUGUCAUCCCAUCGUACAUUAUCCCCAGCUGUCCGCAGACUUUAAAGCAGAUAGGGAUUGAUUUAGUUUUCUUCUAGUCCUCUGUUGCAGGAUACAUAACAAAUAUUCCCCUGGAAUCUUUUCAUAACAUGCAUUAUAAAAGCAGAGGUCAAUUUAAAGCCGAAGAUUCAAAAAGGGGAAGUGAAGUGAGAGGCAAUAGCGUGACUUAAAUGCCACCCAUAUUUUCGUGUUUUUACUGACCUUUAGCUUGUCCUAUAUUUCAUUUCCUAGGAAGUUUUGCUUUGAAACGCUGCAUGUCGUCUCUCAAUACGGGAAAUAUGCCGUCGCCAGGAAAAACACUUAAUGUGCAGGAAAUGAAUUUACAUUUUGCGAGAGGCUGGCAAGUUGCAGUGUUUCUUUACUUCAGCCCCAUUAUGGCUCAUUCAGAUGUUCGCCUGUGGAAGCUGCCAAGACUUUGAGUUAUUAAUCAAUACAAUUAAACCUGACAUUUGCUUCAAGGAACUGCCCUAAACGGGGUGAGGGUAUUUUAUUCUGACUACUGCGUCAGCUUUUUUUUUUGUUUGUUUUGUUUUGUUUUUUUUUUUGUUUUGGCAAGGCAAGUAGUAUUGCUGGUAUUGCAUUUAUUGUGUAAUUUGAAGAGUCUUAUAUAAUGGUUCUAAUUAUAUUAGUGCAGUUUGGGGGGAGAUACAACAGUGGGCCCCUUUGGGUUAAAUUCAGGAAACUGGAAAUAUGUGUAGAAAAGAGGAGGGUUCUGAUUAUUCAGAGUUACAUUUUAAAGCAAGAAUAUUUCUAAAGGAAUUUUAAAUCCCUGUGUAUUUGGAAUAUUUGAUAUACAAAAAAUUGUUUAAUUUACAUGCAAUCUGUAAAUAAACAGAUUAUUGCUUCUUUUUUUUUUUUUAUGCGCAGUUCUGGCUUUGCAUAUUUGCCGGCCGUAUCUUUUUAAUUAAAGAAUGUUUUUUUCUUUACACCUUUGAUGGUGAACAAAACUAUUCAGCCUCACCUUUUACAGUGUGCCAAUGUUUAAAGGGUAGGGGAAAAGCAUUAAGUCUCACUGUUGCAGUUACAUGAAAGUGUGCAUGAACGUGAUCUGAUCCAGGCUGUAAAGAUGUCGACCUCAUGCUGUUGUGAACAGAAAAGGGUUCUCAUUCAAUGGCUCCAACAGGAAGCACCAGGGCUCCCUCUACUGAUGCUUUUCAAACAUUUUCAGAGGGAAAUUUUCAAGCCCAUUCAUUUUAUGAAUUCUGCACCAGGCAAAUCUCCAGUGUUUUGGGGGACUUGAGCAGGCUGCUGAUGGACAAAUAUUGGCUGCUGCUAAGAGUAAGCUCAUGUAUUUUCGCCUGUUGGAAAAAAAAAACAUUUACAAUUACAGCAUCCUGGCACAUGUGUUCUCCUAUGUGACUAUGUGUUCCCCUCUGUUGCUCGCAUCUGCCCCCAGCAAACACCCCAUCCACCACUACCGCUCUGGCUCCUGGUUAGUGCAGUCAGGGGGAUAACCCUGUUUCACUGAUCUGUUAAUGCCCACAUAAUAGACCAGUGCCGGUUCAGACCACUGUGACUGAUGUGGGAGAUCCUGUAUUUCUGUAUAAAUGUAUAUUGACUGUAACCCUGUGAAUGAUGUAACAAUUUCAUUAUUUGUAAUAUUGUCUUUGUUUUAUUUUCUAAAAAUGGAAAGCCCAAUUGACUCUCCUCAAUAAAAAAAAA